This is a messenger RNA of Plectropomus leopardus (leopard coralgrouper), 969 nucleotides long. The record is from RefSeq and is a predicted model, not a curated record. NCBI's taxonomy places the organism in Eukaryota, Metazoa, Chordata, Actinopteri, Perciformes, Serranidae.
UGACUCCGAGGAGAGCAUCUUCGUUUUUUUACAUCUAACUUUCGUAUUUGUUGUAUGCUCACGAAAGACUUCAUCUUAUCAUAAAACAUACAAAUAAACAAGUGUUGUUGCUAAGAUGGCAAUGGUAAAGAGUGGUUGGCUCCAUCGACAAAGUACCAUACUGCGUCGGUGGAAGAGAAACUGGUUUGACCUUUGGGCUGACGGACGACUCGUGUUCUACAAUGAUCAACAGCGGCGUGACAUGGAGGAUGACAUUCACAUGAGGGUCGACUGCAUCAACAUCCGCAACUCUGCUGCUUGUCAAGAUCUGAACCCACCGGAGGGGAAAACGCGCGAUGCCUUGCUCCAGAUAGUGUGUAGAGAUGGACGGGUCAUCAGCCUGUGUGCGGACAGUGCAGAUGAUGCUCUGGCAUGGACCAUGGCACUCCAGGAUGCCAGAGUUAAUGCAGUGGUCCCUACACCUCAAAUCGGCUUUGCACAGGAAGUGAUGGCAUCUGCUCCCCCCUACACUGAAUAUGCUACCCCACCUCAGCAGGUUUAACCCGGCCCGUAUGGAGACUAUGUUGCACCUCCGCCACACGCUACACAGAUUGUAUACUCUGCUGACGGGCAGCCCUACGCUGUAGCUUAUCCCUAUCAGUACCAAGGUGGCUACCCCGCUCCCGGAGUGAACCACGUUGUGAUUCGGGAACGCCAGCGUGAAGACGGAGGAGACGUGGCUUUGGGCAUGCUCGCUGGAGCAGCAACUGGUUUGGCACUGGGCUCCCUCUUCUCUGUCUUCUAGUGUCCACAUUAACAUACUCCUAAUAGCACAGCGUCCCCUCACAUUAGCAGCGUUUUGGCUUCUUCUCUGUGCCGUCACAGGAGUCGGAGUAAAAUGUGUCUGUUGGGCUACUUUCAUCUAUGAAGCAUGAUUGUGAUGGGCAGUGAUUUCCUCCCUACAUGUUCUCUCUCUCUCUCUCUCUCUCU